Humulus lupulus (European hop) is the source of this 2333-nucleotide messenger RNA. Its product is annotated as cysteine-rich receptor-like protein kinase 44. The record is from RefSeq and is a predicted model, not a curated record. The transcript is spliced from 7 exons. Lineage: Eukaryota; Viridiplantae; Streptophyta; Magnoliopsida; Rosales; Cannabaceae. Gene Ontology annotation, molecular function: protein kinase activity; ATP binding. The coding region runs from base 107 to 2176 and encodes 689 amino acids. Gene Ontology annotation, biological process: protein phosphorylation.
UGGUCAACUUUUGCAACGCGCUCUUAAAAAACCAGUUCAUAAAGUGAUAUGUAGAAGCCUUUUUAACUUUGAUCACAAGACAUAUCGACCAAAAUCAACACUGCAAAUGGCGAAGAUAUCGUUACUGCUAUCUGUCCUUCUUUGUUCUAUACUCUUUCUUGUGGUUCAUCAAGAAGCCACAGCCCAACAGUCCAACUUCUUAUACCACUUUUGUCAUAACCACAAAGGUAACUACACCAUCAACAGUACCUACCAUGAAAACCUCAACCAUCUUCUCACCACUCUUCCCAGCUCCCAAAACGACAACGGUUACGGCUUUUACAAUCUCUCCUACGGCAAAGGGUCGGACCAAGUUUACGCUAUCGGACUAUGCCGGGGAGACGCUAAGCCCGAUGUCUGCCGGAGUUGCCUCAACGACUCCGCCCAUCUUCUCACAGACAUCUGCCCCAACCAGAAGGAGGCAGUCGGAUGGUACGACAACUGCAUGUUACGAUACUCGAAUGGGUCCAUGUUGGGCACUCCUGUCACGAGCUCAUUAUUCUACAUGAGCAACAGCCAAAACGUGUCCUCUUCUAACGUUAAAGUCUUUUUUGAAGAUCUUAGGACGUUAUUAGAUGGCUUGAAAAAUAGAGCCGCUUCCGGCGGUUCCCUUCGUAAGUACGCCACAGGAAAUGCAAGCGGUCCGGAGUUCAUAACCAUAUACGCACUCACGCAGUGCACGCCGGACUUGUCCGAGCUCCAAUGUAUCAAUUGCUUAGACGCCGUGUACGGUAUUAUUCCGGAUUGUUGUUCUGGGAAAGUAGGAGCAAGAGUUGUUGGUCCGACUUGUAGUGUAAGAUACGAGAAAUACCUCUUCUACGGAUCUACAGAUGACGCGCCGCCUCCAUCCCCAACAGUAACGACAGCGCCACCACCGUCGACGAAUAGCACUAUAAGCAAUGCUACAGAAGGAGAAAAAAGUAGUGAUAAGUCUAGAAAUACUAUUAUUGCCGUUGUGGCCACUGUUGCCGGUGUGGUACUAAUCAUAUUCUUCGUUGUGUGUUUAAGAUUGAGGAAGCGCCCAAAGAAAAAAGUUCAAGCACAAUUAACAUACGAACCGGCGGAUGAAAUUGAAAGCGCGGAGUCGUUGCAUUACAAUUUUGACACCAUUAAAGUUGCGACAGAUCAAUUUUCUGAGCAAAAUAAACUCGGACAAGGUGGAUUUGGUGCAGUGUAUAAGGGCACACUUCUUGAUGGACAAGAAAUAGCAGUAAAAAGGUUGUCUAAGGGUUCAGGACAAGGAGAUCUCGAAUUCAAGAAUGAAGUAAUGCUAGUUGCCAAGCUUCAACACCGCAAUCUUGUUAGGCUUCUCGGUUUCAGCUUGGAAGGAAGUGAAAGGCUUCUUGUCUAUGAGUUUGUGAAAAAUGCAAGUCUCGAUCAUUUCAUAUUUGAUCCAAGAAAGCGUGCUAAUUUAGAUUGGGACAGGCGUUACAAAAUAAUAGGAGGUGUAGCUCGAGGACUACUUUAUCUUCAUGAAGAUUCUCGUUUGACAAUUAUCCACCGCGAUCUCAAAGCAAGUAACAUCUUGUUAGAUGAAGACAUGAAUCCUAAAAUUUCAGAUUUUGGAAUGGCUAGACUUUUUGUUAUUGAUCAAACUCAAGGCAAUACAAGUCGUAUAGUGGGAACAUAUGGAUAUAUGGCUCCAGAAUAUGUUAUGCAUGGGCAAUUUUCAGCCAAAUCUGAUGUGUUUAGUUUUGGUGUUUUACUUUUGGAAAUAAUAAGCGGGCAAAAGAAUAAUUGUUUUCGUCAAGGAGAGCAAGCAGAAGACCUUUUAAGCUGUACGUGGAGACUAUGGAGGGAAGGAAACACUUCAAAGAUGGUAGAUCCAAUAAUGAGAGUUGGGUCGGGAUCUGAAAUAAUGAGAUGCAUUCAUAUAGGACUAUUGUGCGUUCAAAAAAAUAUGGCAAACAGACCAACCAUGAAUGCUAUUGUGCUCAUGCUAAACAGUAACUCUCUUUCUCUUCCACUGCCCUCAGAACCAGCUUUCUUUAUGCGUAGCAACUACACGGGAUCAGAUAUGUCAUUUGGAUCUGAUAUCAAUUCAAGAGUGCAUACUCAAUCUUCAAAUCAUUCAAAGAGCGAGUCUAUUAAAGAAUCUCUUAAUGAUGCUUCUAUUACUGAACUCUACCCUCGAUAAAAUGAGAAUGGCUUGUAGGAGCUUAAGUGUUCUCAAUUUUUUCCCCUUGAUAUAUUCUAUGUUCUUAAAAGUAUUGUAUAGUGAUAUUUUGAAAGAAAAUUUAUUGACUAAAUCAAGCCCUAUUAUUUAUAUAAAUUUAUAUAUAUUUAUUGGAACA